Anneissia japonica is the source of this 2448-nucleotide messenger RNA. RefSeq names its product protein tincar-like. The transcript has 3 exons. Bases 369 to 2027 code for a protein of 552 amino acids. NCBI's taxonomy places the organism in Eukaryota, Metazoa, Echinodermata, Crinoidea, Comatulida, Comatulidae. The record is from RefSeq and is a predicted model, not a curated record.
GGAAGGUACUUAAAACCAAGGAGGUAUCAGAGGUGUCCACUGCAUUGUUUAAUGACUAUUGAUUGGUUUGUAUUUUAAAGCUGAGGUAUUCUUUACGUAUUUACGGUGCUAUUGAUUGGUUCGUGUGUUGAAGGAUGCUUCGUGGGCCUGAUUCGUUUCAUGUGUGCUCUAUGUGUUUGGAGCUCAUUUUUUAGGUGCCUCAGUUCUGUAAGAGUAUUAGUGUGAUCAAACAUGCAGCCUGGUUUCUUUUAGCUACAACUGUAGAAUGAAUAUUGCAAGUUUAUAAUUAAACUUUCAAAUCGAAGGGAGUUACAAGGUUGAUAAUCAACGCUUUAGUGUGCUCAAGCUUCUGGACAAGUCGUACCAAGAUGACAGUUAAAAAAGGCUCAAUGAAACUCAAUAGUCUUCAGUCUAUUUGGUACUGUGUGUUUGUGAUUGUCACACACACAUACCUCAUCAUCAGUGCUUUCUAUCACUACCAUCGUGUGCGCCACAUGGACUGGCCCCAGGGAAUGAUUCCCUACCCAGAGCUUGGUCUAUACAUGCUCUGCGUUGUCGCCGCAUUACUUAUAACAAUCUUAUUUAUACCAACGCAGAUAUUCCAGGUUGGGAAUAAUGCUAACGAUCGUACAAAACUUGGGAUGGAAAAGGGUGACAAAGGACCGCCUAAGUGGGGAGGUAGUAUAAAAGCAAAGCUUGUGUUUGUUCGCCGUUAUACAAAACAUCUAGGACCAGUUGGCGCUACGAUGCACAUAGUAUCAGCCUUCUGUCUUCUUCUACCUGUUAUGUUUCUACAAGCACGUGAAAUAGAACAUGGUCUAUUACCCCCAGAAUCUAUUUGGCGAUCAGAAGUGAGUUUAGUUCCUGUAAUUGAGCUAGAUAAAACCCCAGUACCACCAUUAGAAACAGAUCUACUGUCCACAUCGGAACCAGACUUAAAACCACACCACAAAGAACCGCCCUACAAAAUCUCUAUGGUAACCAUUAAUUACAUUAAUUAUGUAACCGCACUGGUGGUGUAUGCAAUUCUAUAUGGCGAUGUUUUUUGGUUCUGUCACAAAGGCUUUGCAUUACUCCUGUCUGUUCAACUAAUGUUCAACGCGAUUCAAUAUUCUCUUGGAUUUAUUGGCGUAUCUCUCCUUUACAAACUGCAUACAUAUGGCUGGGAAAAGUAUGGAAUCCCCGAACCAGCUGUUGUCAACAGUGCUGCCGGGCUUGUCGGGCUAUUUCUCACCAAUAAUAUCACAAUAUUUUUAAGCGCUGUCGUCACAUUUUUGUACGGCUACACGCGAAUGAAGGAGUCGGAACUUCGUAAACGACAGAAGAAUGUACAGAAAGGAAAACCUUUGAUUAUGUACAGUGGAAAUGCAUUAAGAUGCCAAGGCUAUAUACCUCACAUUGGGGCCCUCUGUGUUCUCGUUAUUUUCAUUGUGUGCAAGUCUCCGUUGAUAGUUGAAUAUUUACGAGCAUUCCGACACGUGGGUGACCCGCGUCUACUAGCUUGUAUGCUGUAUGAUAUCUUCUACAUUUUUUUCUGGGCGGUUCUGUGGGUAGUUUUUGCCUUGAAACGCAAAUGGGAUUUCAAUUUUGCAUACUUGGACUCUGAUCGUGAUGAUAGUGAAAGCACUACUCAAAGCGUGGGAUCUAUAGGUUCUGUGACAACCGAUAGUCCGGUGUCUCGGGAUGAUAUUGAGCUCACACUUGUUAACAAUCGCAAUGGAGAUGUCCAUCAAAGGCAUGUUAAAGAGGAACCAGAGAAAAGAAACUCCUCGAAGAUUCACUUGUCCAAUAAUUUUCCUGCUUUCAUAGCUCACAUGCCAGAGAAAUUUUCACCAAAGAGACUCCACAACGGAACGGCAUCGAUUGAGGAAUGCCAACCGUUGCAUACAAUAACCCCAAACAAUGUUGGAAAGAUAAACCCUGUGUUACAAGCCAAUGAAAAUCCUGCGAACAGCAGACCGGCUUCAGUAUCGUCUACUACCUCCUCCACGUAUUCUGGGCACCAGCACAUCACCUGUGAAUGCUGAAUUGUCAGUUGUCAAAGAAUGUUACAUUUGAGGAGGUUCAUCACUCAAAAGGUUUAUUAAGAAUGGAAUUAGAAUGAAAUUAGAACUGUAUACUUAUCUUAAUUUAUUUGUAAUUGGGCAAGUCAUUAAUGACCACUUGCCUUAUGGACAAUUGUAUAUAUUCCAAAUUGUUUUUACUACACUUUAUAGAAAGAAAUUGUUUCAAUUUUUUAAUGAAAUAAUAGUUGUGAAUGAAGAUAGAAAGGAUAGUUGUGAUUGAUUGAUUGAUUGAUUGAAGGAAGGUUAUGAUUAAAACUCGCGAUUUAUGAGGUUGUGAUUGACUUGCUAUUAAUCAAUUACUUGAAGUCAACUAUUUUAAUCUAACAAUUAAAUUCAUUUCAAUUUAAUUCAUUGUAUUUAGUAAUGAACGAAUGAACAACUA